AUGUGUCGAGAAAGUAUUUUAACUUUUAAUUUAGAAAAGUUUGCUCCUCCUCCCGAGUAUUUGGAACCAGUUUAUUCGGCUGCCGAAUUAAAUGGUAUAGCCGGAAAAAAUAUUAUCGGAAAAUCUGAUAUGUUUGCGAUAAUAUCAAGAAUUGUCGACGGAAGCGGAUUUAAAGAAUUCAAAAGUAAAUUUGGAUCACACCUGAUUACUGGAUUUGCCUUUUUAAAAGGGUAUUUGAUUGGGCUACUUGCUAAUUCUGGUCCAAUCACCUCUGCCGAUGCUCAGAAAGGUGCACAUUUUAUCCAUUUAUGUCAAAAAAGAUUGAUUCCAAUGAUAUUUUUACAAAACUCUGGUAUACCUGAAAAACUAGAUUAUAAUCUUCAAGGUAAUAUUUUGAAAGACAGAGCAAAAAUGAUAGCAGCUCAUUCAUGUGCAAAUGUGCCAAAGAUUACCAUUAAUGUAGGAGGCUGUCAUUCAGAUGAAAAUUUUACUAUG
Centruroides sculpturatus (bark scorpion) is the source of this 495-nucleotide messenger RNA. Its product is annotated as methylcrotonoyl-CoA carboxylase beta chain, mitochondrial-like. NCBI's taxonomy places the organism in Eukaryota, Metazoa, Arthropoda, Arachnida, Scorpiones, Buthidae. The record is from RefSeq and is a predicted model, not a curated record. Gene Ontology annotation, cellular component: methylcrotonoyl-CoA carboxylase complex; mitochondrion. Gene Ontology annotation, molecular function: methylcrotonoyl-CoA carboxylase activity. Gene Ontology annotation, biological process: L-leucine catabolic process. The transcript is spliced from 4 exons. The annotation marks the transcript as partial.